GGAAGUUUACGCUGCCUUGACAUAAGAACACUUCCGUUGCUACACUUCUCCACAGAAAAAACAUCAUUUUUUGAAAAACAUUCAUGACUUAAGAGGGCGAACAUAUUUUCAGACGGAAUUACCAGCGAAGGAGCAGCACAAGAUGAACUACGUACCGGGGACGGCGAGUUUGAUAGACGACAUCGACAAGAAGCACCUGGUACUGCUCCGGGAUGGAAGGACACUUAUCGGCUACCUCAGGAGCAUCGACCAGUUCGCGAACUUAGUUUUCCAUCAGACAGUGGAGCGGAUCCACGUGGGGAAGAAGUUCGGCGACAUUCCCAGAGGAAUCUUCAUCGUGAGAGGAGAAAAUGUCGUCCUGCUCGGAGAAAUCGAUGUGGACAAACCCUGCGACACCGUCCUGCAGCAAGUGUCCAUAGAAGAAAUCCUGGAGGAGCAACGGUUGCAGCAACAAGCCAAACAGGAGACAGAGAAAGUAAAGAUGCAGGUCCUAAAAGACAGAGGCCUCUCCGUCCCCAAGGCCGACAAUCUGGACGAGUACUGAGAGCGCCCCCCCCUUAGCGUUUCACGAGCCCAGCUUCUUAGUUCGCGUAGGACUCGUACUAUUUUUUUUUACUUUGAGACGACUGCUUUGAGCGACACUUAUUAAGUGAUGCAUACUGUAUGAAUUUAAUUUGAAAAAUUAAAAAAAAAA
Messenger RNA from Cynoglossus semilaevis (tongue sole), 694 nucleotides. RefSeq names its product LSM1, U6 small nuclear RNA associated (gene lsm1). Gene Ontology annotation, cellular component: Lsm1-7-Pat1 complex; P-body. The record is from RefSeq and is a predicted model, not a curated record. Gene Ontology annotation, biological process: deadenylation-dependent decapping of nuclear-transcribed mRNA. NCBI's taxonomy places the organism in Eukaryota, Metazoa, Chordata, Actinopteri, Pleuronectiformes, Cynoglossidae. Gene Ontology annotation, molecular function: mRNA binding. The transcript is spliced from 4 exons. The coding region runs from base 143 to 544 and encodes 133 amino acids.